Molecule: messenger RNA, 7635 nt
Organism: Eruca vesicaria subsp. sativa (arugula)
Lineage: Eukaryota; Viridiplantae; Streptophyta; Magnoliopsida; Brassicales; Brassicaceae
Source: the annotation of a GenBank genome assembly
AUGUGGAAGAGCAUAGGAGAAUUGAGUAGCGAGGACUAUGUGAAAGCUGGAUUGUGUUUGGAAGACGCUAAGGGAUUUGAAAAAUUGGUAAGAGAUGUGAUUUCAAGGACUAAAGGGAUUGACCCAAGAGAUCAGUGGAAGGCUUUGGUGGAUGAGAGUGUGCUUAAACCAUGGCAUCCUCAUCCUCUUCAUCAGCUUCUUUAUUACUCUAUCUAUUCAAACUGGGAUUCCUCUACUCAUGGCCCUCCUCUCUAUUGGUUCCCUUCUCCAUCUCUUUCAAAAUCCACAAACUUAGGAAGGCUAAUGGAAACUCACGGGUCAAGGCUUCUUGGUGCUUCAUAUAAAAACCCUCUAGAAAGUUUUGAUGUUUUCAGGAGAUUCUCAGUUGAACACCCGGAAGUUUAUUGGUCUAUUGUUAUCAAUGAGCUUUCCCUUAAGUUUCACACCCCACCGAGAUGCAUCCUUGACAAAUCAAAACCUGGAGGGACAUGGCUUCCUGAUGCAGUUGUCAACAUCGCUGAAUGUUGUCUGAUGCCUUCAAGCCAUCCCAAAAGGGAAGAUGAUAGUUUGGCUGUUGUGUGGCGAGAUGAAGGCUUUGAUAAUUCUCCAGUCAAUCAAAUGACAUUCAAAGAACUCCGCGAGCGAGUAAUGUUGGUGGCAAAUGCGAUAAGUAGAAGUUUUGCAAAGGGUGACACGAUUGCAAUCGAUAUGACAAUGACAGUCGAUGCAGUGAUUAUAUAUCUCGCAAUCAUAUUAGCUGGUUGUGUUGUUGUCUCCAUCGCAGACAGCUUUGCAGCUAAAGAAAUUGCAACAAGGUUGAAAAUCUCAAAGGCAAAAGGCAUUUUCACUCAGGAUUAUAUACUCAGAGGAGGUCGGAGAUUUCCUUUAUACAGUCGGGUGGUUGAAGCUGGUCCAUCAAAGAUCAUUGUCCUUCCCUCUUCAGGGACUGAACUGCGUGUUCAGUUAAGAGAUCAGGACAUACCGUGGAAGGAUUUUCUGUCCAAAGUGAGUGUAGAGAACUCCUUUCGCCCCAUCCAUCAACCUGUAAACUCUGUGAUUAAUAUUCUCUUCUCAUCUGGAACUACAGGUGAACCGAAAGCUAUACCUUGGACACAACUCUCGCCAAUUCGUAGUGCUUGUGAUGGAUGGGCUCAUCUUGAUGUCCAAGUGGGUAACACAUAUUGUUGGCCUACGAAUCUUGGAUGGGUAAUGGGACCAACUCUUAUAUUCUCUUGCUUCCUAACCGGUACAACGCUUGCACUCUAUCACGGGUCUCCCUUAGGUCGUGGGUUUGGAAAGUUUGAUGCUGGAGUUACGGUUCUUGGUACUGUUCCAAGCUUGGUGAAAACUUGGAAGAGGACAAACUGUAUGGAAGGCCUUAAUUGGACAAAGAUAAAAUAUUUCGCUACUACAGGAGAAGCUUCCAAUGUUGAUGAUGUUCUCUGGCUUUCUUCUAAAGCUUAUUACAAACCUGUGAUUGAAUGCUGUGGAGGCACGGAACUUGCUUCUUCCUACAUCAUUGGAAGCCCGCUUCAACCUCAGGCUUUUGGAGCGUUUAGCACACCAUCCAUGACUACUAGAAUCAUCAUCUUUGAUGAAAACGGCGUCCCUUAUCGACUUAGAAGACACGGUGACAUUGUGAAAAGAACCGUAGGUGGAUAUUAUAAUGUUCAAGGCAGAGCUGAUGAUACCAUGAACCUUGGAGGAAUUAAGACAAGUUCUAUUGAAAUCGAACGAGUGUGUGACCAAGCUGAUGAAAGCAUCUCUGAGACGGCUGCAGUGAGCAUAACGCCACCUAACGGUGGUCCAGAGCUACUGGCCAUCUUCGCAGUCUUGAAAGAUGGGUUCAAGAGAAAGAGUGAAGAAGAGCUCAAGAGAAUAUUCUCAAGAGCCAUUCAGAAAGAUCUUAAUCCUCUCUUCAAGGUGAGUUUCGUGAAGAUUGUGGCUGAGUUUCCAAGAACAGCUUCGAACAAGUUAUUGAGAAGAGGAGGUCUACACAAUGUUUCUUGGUUUCAGUUUCUUCCUAGUGAAACUGAGCUCAAUCCUAGCUCUCAUACAAGUUCAAGAGCUGAGCAGAAUGAUGUUGCGACAUAUCUCGUGCUUUCAUCUCAUCUUCGGUUGCAAAAAGAAGGGUUUCUUAGCACGUGGACCAACUCUUUUGUUGGACCUUGGGAUCCUUCUCAAGGCUUAUACAACCCUGAUGAAAAGAUCAAGCUUUGGCUUUUUCUUCCUGGUCGUCAUUCAUCAAUCACUGAUAAAGCUCAGGCUGCUGUCUCUAAACUUAGAGUUGUUGCGUCAGGAAUAUGGGUAGCACCUGGGGACUCUGAGGAGAUAUCAGUUGCCUUUUCACAGUCUUUACGUAAUUGCAUUGAAAGAGCGUUAAGUGGACUUUCCUAUAUGAGAUUUGGAGAUGUGUUUUCAAAAUUCAGCCAUCAAAGUGAAGAAUAUUUGAGGAGAGGUCGGCCUACUAUUGAAUUCGUAUUUGCUGCUACUGAAGAGGCCGUUUUUGUCCAUGUCAUUGUAUCUGCCAAGAAUGUCCGGACACUUUCAAGUGGCGAUGCAGAGAGACUGACAAGGAGUUCUUUAAAAAACUCCAGUUAUAGGCUUCCAGUGAUUGUCUCUCCUCAUGGAAUGCGGGGCAGCCUCACUGGAUUCUGUCCCAAUGACCUUGUCAAGCAAGUCUACUUCAGUUCUGGACACGUAAGGUCCUCGGGUGGAUAUAUUGGUCUUCCUCCUCAUGUUGCUCGUGGGUCCCGUCUGAUAAAUGGCGAUCAUUGUCACGUUGAAGUUACACUUGGUUCCUGCCAAAAUAUAAAUGACAACACACGUCAAACUAAUUCGACCUUUGCGGCCAAUGUUCCCCACAAUCAGUGUCCUGAACCAUCAGUUGGGAGUAAAGAUCACCGGAAAGGACAACCAGAUAUAUUAUCUAUGUGUGAAAAAAAGUUCAUAUAUCCAGCUGAGGCUGUGCUUGUGCCAAUCUUACAGUCGGCAUUUGCUAAAUUUUCUUUGAAAAGAUUUUGGCUUCAAAAUUGGAUAGGACCAUCACUGGCAGGCUCAUCGUUAUUUAUGCACUGGGCUGGUGAUUUUGACUUCCUUGGGGCGUCUGGAAAUAAGAGUGAUGAGUUCUAUGAAAAAAAUGGCUAUAACAGCAGCGGCAGUAGCCGUAAUAGCAGUAUUAGUUCAACAAGUAGUGCUUCUAGCGGGAGUGGUUGGAGAAGGAAUUCAAGAACUGGUGACCUUGAUGCGGAUGCCGAUUCUUUGACUUGUGAUGAUGAUCACCCAAAAAUGGGUUCCAAGCGGCCGCGAACAGGGAACGCAGAAUCAUUCGGUCAAGUAGGCAUUGCAAAUGAUCAAAUUGGUUGGGAUUGGGAUGAUAACGAUGAUGAUGAAAGAGGAGUUGGCAUGGAUAUCCAAGCACUUCUUUCAGAGUUUGGAGACUUUGGUGACUUCUUUGAGAAUGAUGUGUUACCUUUUGGGGAGCCGCCGGGAACAGCAGAGUCGCAUGCGCUCAUGCUUCCUUCAGAUUCUGCUGAUGUAGGUUCUAGUCCAGUGGAUAUGAUGGAUGUAUCAGAGCAGAUUGUUUUGCCCGUUGGGUUUUCGUCUUUUGAGAGCUUUAACCCUGUUCCCCCUAUCAUUGAUGAAUGCCUUACCAAAAAUCAAGAAGUCAUAAACCACAGUGUUACUUCAGCUCCUUCAACUCAUAUGGCAAGCUCUUCUACUAGUGAGUUCGAUCAUUUGAUGAAAGCAGAAGCUAUGAUGACCUUUGCUCCUGAGUAUGGAGCUGUUGAAACACCUAUGAGCGAGAGUUCAUCGACGUCUUUCAAAAGCCCAUAUCUUCCCAAAUCUCAUAAAGUGGAGAGUUCUAAUUCAACAACGAGUAACUAUGUUUAUGGACCCACACCACCGGCCAUUGAUUCUCAUGGAGCAGCCGAUAAGAAUUUACUUGGAUCAAAAGCAUACAUUGGUAACAAUGAAGGCAGAACUUUGUACACUAAGGUAGAGGGCAGCAAGGACCAAUAUAAUAAGCUACCUACGGUAAUUAGUAACAACAGUAGUACAAAGGAGGGUGUUUCUCAGUUAAAAUAUUCAAACUACAAUGCUGCUAGUGCUGUUAAAACCGUACAGGGGAAAAAAACUGAUGGUAUGUCUGCUGUUGUUAGUACUUUAUUAUCUUCAAAGACCUUGCUGGCAACAGACGUGGGAAGCGUUAUGUUCCAAGCCUUCAUGUGUAGGAUGCGGCACAAAGCCAUUUCUUCGAAGCACAGACUACCUGUUAGUCUGACUAGGCUCAGUGGUAACUUCUUCCCGAACCAAGUGCCAAAUGAGCUCAGUAGUCUGACAGACAACGUAUCUACAAGGAACGAGAUAUAUAAGAAAGAAAUACCUACUAGAAUUGCUGGAGAUUUCGACGGAGGAAUGUUAGAUAGUCACAUGAGUGCACCAGUUGGCGUGUGGCGGACUGUUUCAGUCCCAAAAACAGCAAAGCCUGCUAGUUCGCCAAAUAUUGACGCAGGCUCAUCCUUGCCCCAUAGUUCAUUUAGCGAAAGCAGCUUGCUUUCUUAUGGCCAAAGGCAACCAUUGCAAGAGCUUCUAGAUGGAAUAGUGCUACUUGUACAGCAAGCUACUUCUUUCGUUGAUUUAGCUCUGGAUUCAGAUUGUGGGGAUGGGCCUUAUGGCUGGCUUGCACUGGAAGAGUUGUGGAGACGGGAAUUGUCGUGUGGACCCUCUGCUGGCCAUGCAGGUUGUGGGGGAACUUUGGCUUCCUGCCAUUCUCUGGACAUUGCUGGUGUCAAGCUAGUUGACCCACUCUCUGCUGAGAUUUUUCCUUCCUCUGUCAUUACUCUACUGCAAUCUGACAUCAAGACAGCUCUGAAAACCGCAUUUGGUCAGUCAGACGGCCCAUUAUAUGUCACAGAUUGGUGUAAGGGCCGAAAUCAAUCAAUGGAUGGAGUAUCUAUUUCCGAGGGAUCUACUGCUGAGUCAGUCCUGAGUGAAGUGUCAAAUGCAACAGAUGGUGGGAAAGGAGAGGAGUCUGCUCAGAGCCAAGAUAUGUACAGUUCAGAGUUACUCCGACCGACACUUUUUGUUCUUCCAUCACCCUCUAUUCUUGUCGGGUACCAAGAUGACUGGCUUAAGGUCUCAACAAACUCCUUACCACAUUGGGAAAAGGCCCCUUUCGAACCAUAUGCUCUGCCUAAAAAUAUGAACUAUACUGUUGUAUGCCCGGAUAUAGAUCCUUUAACCAGUGCUGCUGCCGAUUUCUUCCAACAACUUGGAACUGUUUAUGAGACGUGCAGACUGGGGACCCAUUUGCCACAUAUCCUGGGAAAUCAAAUGGAAACUGACGCUGGAAGAUUAUCCUCAUCAGGAUUUGUUCUGCUUGAUUGCCCUCAAUCGAUGAAGAUUGAAAGCAAUAACACAUCACUUCUGGGAUCUCUCAGUGAUUAUUUUCUGUCUUUGUCGAAUGGGUGGAAUGUGAGUAGCUAUCUGAAGUCUUUAUCAAAAGCGCUGAAAGGUCUUAAGCUUGGGUCUUGCCUUAACACAAACCAGAAAGAAGGGUCAGCUAGUCCAUGCAUGGUAGUGUACAUUGUGUGUCCAUUUCCCGACCCUUCGGCAGUUUUAAGGACGAUCGUCGAGUCGUCUAUAGCACUUGGAUCAGGAAUACAGCCAGAUAGAGACAGGAGAUCGUUACUUAAUAGUCAAGUUGCAAGGGCGUUUGGUAGUUCUGCUGCUGUAGACGAAGCAUCAAUAUCUCACAUUCCAGUGCUUUCGGGGUUUAGCGUCCCUAAACUAGUUUUACAAGUGGUGUCUGUUGAUUCUAUUUUCCGGAUAACAAGUCCAAGCUUUAAUGAGCUUGUCAUCCUCAAGGAUACUGCUUUUUCUGUCUACAAUAAAGCUCGGAGAAUUUCACGAGGAAUGCCUAAUGAUGCAUUUCUCUCAUCACCAUUAUCUAACAGAUCCUCCUCAGCCUUGGCGCCAAUGAAUUCUAUUUCAGGAAUCUGGAAAGAUUGUGUUGGUUCUCGAAUGACAGGUUCUACACAUCCAAGAGAUGGUGAACUUGAUGGUAGCAUCAGAACGAGUAGUUGGGAUAGCUGGCAAAUGACAAGAUCUGGAGGAUUAAGCUGCGACUCAAACAGAAAUGGAGAUUUUUACAAUAAUGAUGAAGUUUUCUAUCUAUUUGAACCGCUUUUCAUCCUUUCCGAGCCUGGUUCCGUGGACCGUGGAGUUUCACCUACUUUUGGCGGCUUGGGAUCUGAGUCUUCAAAGCCAAUACCUGAGGAUGGUGGCAGAGGUUCAGGACUUGGCGUCAAUUCAAUGGAAGGUAUAACAUCGGGAUCAAGCUCCCAGGGGGAUGCAUCCCAAGUUGAAGGAAAGGCUACUCCAAGUUUACAUUGCUGCUACGGCUGGACAGAGGACUGGAGAUGGCUUGUAAGCAUCUGGACGGACGCCAGGGGUGAAUUGCUGGACACUCAUAUAUUUCCCUUCGGUGGAAUUAGCAGUAGACAGGAUACGAAAGGGCUGCAGUGUCUCUUUGUUCAAGUUCUGCAGCAGGGAUGUCAAAUACUACAGGCAUGUUCCUCUCCUGACAAUGGAUCUUUCAAACCCAGGGAUUUUGUCAUUACACGCAUUGGGAGCUUCUUUGAGCUAGAGUACCUAGAGUGGCAAAAGGCAAUUUACUCAGCUGGAGGUCCUGAGAUUAAGAAGUGGCCUAUUCAACUUCGACGUUCUGCACCUUCUGGCGUAGCCACCAAUAGCAACGGAUCUUCCUUGCAACAGCAUGAUCUGAGUUUGAUUCAAGAGAGAGCCUCGUCUACUAGCACACUCUACGGCUCUCACUCAAAACCAUCCACAUUUGUGAAAGGCGGUAUUGGGCACUCUGCUGGAAGAAAGCAAGCAAUGGGUGGACAAACCAUUUCUGGUACUCCAAGGGGUUUGUUUCAGUGGGUUCACAGCAUCAGUUUUGCUUCUAUUUCACUUGAUCAUUCUCUGCAUUUUGUUCUUCCGGCUGAAUUGGUAUCUCCUGGAGGUGGCCAGAGCAGUACUGGUAUGAGUUCAGCAAAUUACAAUGAAGGUUUCACUCCUGUCAAGUCUCUUGGGUCAACGGCUUUCUCUUACAUGAUGAUACCAUCACCCAACAUGCGCUUUCUUCAUCCAAGUCCUCUUCAGCUGCCUACAUGUUUAACUGCCGAAUCACCUCCACUUGCUCACCUUCUUCACAGCAAAGGCUGUGCGAUCCCCUUGUCUACGGGAUUUGUUGUUUCAAAAGCUGUGCCUUCCAUGAGAAAAGACUCGAGAAUAAACAUGAAAGAAGAAUGGCCAUCAGUUCUCUCUGUAAGUCUAAUAGACUAUUAUGGUGGUUAUGACAAUGCUCAUGACAGAGUUCUUCAAGGAAUCAUGAAGCAAGGUGGUGGAGGGACCAAAGAAACUAGAGAUUUUGAGGUUGAAAGCCAUCUUAUCCUUGAGUCAAUUGCAGCAGAACUCCAUGCUCUAUCGUGGAUGACUGUUAGUCCAGCAUAUCUAGAUAGGCGGACUGCAUUGCCAUCUCACUGUGAUGUGGUUCUCAGACUGAGUCGUCUGCUUCAUUUUGCGGAUAAAGAACGCUCCAGGCUACCAAAUAAGUCGGAAAUUUGA